Messenger RNA from Postia placenta MAD-698-R-SB12, 666 nucleotides. RefSeq lists its product as hypothetical. The record is from RefSeq and is a predicted model, not a curated record. The transcript has 6 exons. The coding region runs from base 1 to 666 and encodes 221 amino acids. Lineage: Eukaryota; Fungi; Basidiomycota; Agaricomycetes; Polyporales; Adustoporiaceae. Gene Ontology annotation, biological process: DNA-templated transcription; transcription initiation at RNA polymerase III promoter. Gene Ontology annotation, cellular component: RNA polymerase III complex.
AUGUUCGUCCUGUCCAUCAUCAAGGACACUGUCGCGGUACACCCGUCGCAGUUCAACGUGCCUCCAGAACAGGCGAUCACGAACGAGUUGAACAAAAAGUAUGCGAACCGCAUCCUGCACGAGGUCGGGCUGUGUGUAUGCGUGUUUGACCUCGCGGAGGUGGGCGAAGGGAAGGUGAGAUAUGGGGACGGGUUCUUGUGGUAUAAAGUCAUUUUCCGUAUGACGGUCUUCAGACCGUUUGCCUCCGAGGUGAUUCUCGCGAAGGUGAAGUCUUCAGAUGAAGACGGCAUACGAUUAUCGGUCGGCUUCUUCGACGACAUGUACAUCCCUCUCAUAUACCUGCCAGAACCGUCGGCAUUUGAUCCAAACGAGCGGGCGCAUUUCUGGCUGCCCGGCUCCGAAGCAAAGUCUUCGCACGAGCUGCUCGACUCUGCGACCGCGGACCGGAUGUACGUCGAUGCGGGAGAAGUCGUUCGCGUGCGCGUGGAGUCGGACGAGUUUUACGACGACGAGCCCGGGCCGCCCAAGGCGACGGAGGGCGUGCAGCAGGUGCAGCUCGAGGCGCGGAGACCGCCGUAUUCGAUCACGUGCUCGAUAGCGGAGCAGGGGCUAGGGCCUGUGUCAUGGUGGAAGGACGCCGGCGUCGAAGCCAUGGAGGAAGGCUGA